AGCCCGGGCCGUGCAGGAGGCCGGGCUCUACCUUGCCCCUCCCCGCAGCCCGGGCCGCGCCUCCACCCUCAGCGUCCUGAUUGCGUCCAGGGCGGGUUCCCCGGAUCCGGUGCAGCGACCCGUGGCUUUAAGGGGCUCUCGACCCAGGGCGCUCACAGCGCCGCCUAGCCGCUUCCUGUCACCGCCCAGCUCGGCCCCGCCCCGCCCCGCCCCGCCCGCCCCUGGAACUGCUAGAAUCCCGGGAUGCUGCCUUCGGGAGGGAUGCAGGCGGUGGCCGGGCUAGCCCAAGCCUCCCCGGAAACCGUCCCGGAUCGGGCUGGCCUUGCACCCCUACCGGACUCCCGGGGCAGCCCCAAGCUUUCCCCCUAAUUUCCAUGCAGUGCUGUGUAACUUUACAAUGUAAUUUCGGGGCAUUUGGGAGCUCGGUUCUCACGUGAGAAAAGCCUGAAAUCGGCCUCGCCCAGCCUAGGUUUUCUCCUAUGAAACAUGAAUUCUAAUACUAAGACUACAUUUUCAGCUCUUGUAAGGCCCUUACAGCAGUGCCUGGUGUGAGCGUUCGUCUGGGCUUCACCUAUGGGAAGUAGUCAAACAGGAAAACAGACGCAGAGAGGCUGUUACUUGUACAAGGUCGCACAGUUUGCCAGAGAUUUCUAGUGUGGAGCUCUUGGAUUUGACUUCUUUUCCCACGCUCGCAGGGUCGGUCGGGUAAUUUCUGUAGCUCUCGGACAACUGCAGUUUUAUCUUUUACUGCCGAGUAACAGUAGUCAAGAAAACUAUUGCUGCUUCCUGUCGCAAGGCCUAGCAGGGCAGAGUCGAAAUCGGCCAGCUAGACAAUAAAACAAGGUACCUCAAAGACCAAGCAUGGUGGCGUGGUGGCGCAUGUCUUUAAUCCCAGCACCCUGGAAGCAGAGAAAGGGGGAUCUCUCUGAGUUCAAGGCCAGCCUGCUCUAUGUAGCGAGUUCCAGGACGGCCAGAAUAGAGAAAUCCUGAUUCAAAAUAAAAUGUCUCAGCCGGACAGUAGUGGCACACGCCUUUAAUCUCAGCACUCCGGAGGCAGAAUCAGUUGGAUCUUUGUGAGUUCGAGGCCAGCCUGGUCUACAGAGCGAGAUCCAGGACAGGCUCCAAAGCUACACAGAGAAACCCUGUCUCAAAAAACAAAAACAAACAAACAAAAAAGGUGUCUCAGAAGGUAUCUCCUACCCCGUUUCAGGGCCCAGGGACGGAUGGGAAGAUACUUUUGAAUGGAAAACCUGGCCUUCAUUGAACAGAAAGUUCUCAGUUUUUAGGACUCAUGCUGUCUUCUUGUAGGCAUUUCACACACUGUCACAUGUCGUUCUCAUAGGCGGCAGCUACUGGACAGUAAUGAUUCAUUUUCAAUAUGAAGAAAUUGAGGCUGGGGCUGGAGAGAUGACUUAGUGGUUGAGAGUGUGUGCUGUUUUUGUAGAGGACCAGAAAUCGGUUUCCAGCACCCACAACUGGUGGCUUAUAACCUCCAGUAACUGCAGGGGAUCCAAUGCCCUCUUCUGGUCUCCAAGGGUAUCUGCACACAUGUGCACAAACCCAAACACAGACACGUAUAUACAUAUAAUUAAAAAUAAAUAAGUCUUAGAAAAAAGCCAGGCAUGGUGGUACACACUUUUAAUCCCAGCACUUGUGGGUGAGUCUCUGUGAAUUCAAGGCCAGCCUGGUCUACAGAGUGCGUUCUAGGCCAGCCAGGGUGACAUAGUGAAACCUGGGAAAAGAAGGGAGGUACUCCCAUCUGGUGGAAGGAAAGUAGGGAAGCUGGGACUUAAGCCUGACCACUCUGCAUGUGCAUACAGGCACACUGUGAAGACAGAAAGACACCACUCAUUCUCCUGCUACUGGCCGGUCAUUAACUUUUCAGUAUAUGCCAUGCAAGUCAGGAUGCACAGCCGAGGUUCGGCCAGGCAUGAUCAUGCACACCUGUAAUCUCAGCACCUGAGUAGCUGAGGCAGGAGGAUCCUGACUUCAAGACCUCACUCAAAACAACUACAGCAGUAACUAAACAAACAGGAAGGAAUGAAGGAAAAAGAAAGAGCUGAUGUUCAUAACAUGGAAAGAAAUCUGGUCUGUCCAGUCAGGCAAGAAAGACAGCAUGCUGGCAAUUGUGGCACCUGGGAGGCUGAGGCAGGAGGAUCGUAAUUUAGAGGGCAAUCUGAACUAGGUAGUGAGGCCCUAUUUAAAAAGAAAAAAUCCUGCCACUGCCCAAAUAAGUGGGCCAGUGAGAUGGCUCAGUGGGACCCUCCAGGAAGCCUGACAACCCACGUUCAAUUCCAGGGACCCACAGGUGGAGGGGAGAAUUGCAGCUUGUCCUCUGACUGCCCCAUGUGCACUGUGGCAUCUGAGUGUGUGUGUGCACACAAAAUAUUAAAGUUUUAAAAAGUGAGCCAUCGCUGGGCAAUGGUGGCGCACGCCUUUAAUCCCAGCACUCGGGAGGCAGAGCCAGGCGGAUCUCUGUGAGUUUGAGGCCAGUCUAGUCUACAAAGUAAGUUUUAAGACAGCUAGGACUUACACAGAGAAAGCCUGUCUUGAAAAACAAAAACAACAACAACAAAAAAAAAUGAAACAAACAAAAAAGUGGCCCAUCACUUCCAUUGAUGUAUUUCUCAUGUAAAUGGGGUCAGAGUUAGGAGUGCUCUGUCUGGUUGUGUGUGUGGUGUGUAGUGUACACGUGUGUGUGUAUGGAGGUCAAAUGUUGCCAUUUAGCUAGGCUGGGUGGCCAGUGAGCACCAGGGAUCUGCGAGUCUCCGUUCCUACCCCAUCCCCCUUCCAUUGCUGGGCUUACGGUCCCACAUGGCUAAUGAGAAUCUAAACUCAAGUCCUGAUGCUUGUGUGGCAAGUACUUUACUGAUAGAGACACCUCCCAUGGCCUUUUUUCUCCUUUUUCUGAGAUGUAUCCAAGGCUGCCAUUAAAUCCUUAGUCCCCAUCUUCCUGCCUCCACCACGAGAUUACAGCUACCACGCUGGUUCUCUGUUUUUAUUAUGAUUGAGUGUGGGCUCACACGUGACAUGGCUCAAGUGUCGAGGUCAGAGGACAGCUUUUGGAAGUAAUUUCUCUCCUUGAACCACAUAGCAGGAGUGGAGGGGAGAAGGGAUACAGGAGGAAGCGAUUUGAAAGCUGAGAAAGAUGUCAGGGAGCUUCUAGCAAAUGCAAAGUCCUGCCUUUCAUAGAGGGUGGUGUUUGGGGCAGUACUGAAGUCUGGCCAGAGUGAGGCAGCAAGGUGAGAAGAGAGGCUGGAAUGAGAGCGGAUGAUCUGCUUGACUGCACUUGGGACCUUGGUUCUUACUGGUUCACCAAAUAAACAGGAAUGAAUUAGUGACGGGUGGUUGCUAAGGGCUGUCUUCCUCCUGCUGCAGACAAGCGAUCCCAGUGUGCAUUGUCCAAGCUGAACUCCCCUGAGUAUCAUGCCUUGAUCCUCUGCCUGGCAGAGGGAGGCCUUAGUUAGCCUGGCCCAGUUCCUCUGAGCUUUCUUUGGAAUGUCUAUAUAUAGGGAAGAGUGCGGUCCAGCUGCCACUGUCCGUCUGCCUUCCUUGGGGUCUGGUCCACCAUUCCCUGGCCCCAGACUUAGUUGUCUCCACGUUCUUUCUGUUGAUUUAGCAACUGUCCACGAGGCUUGCCUACCUCACCGCUCAGCCUGGACCCUGUGGAUUCUUAGGGUGCGUUCCCUUUGGACUCCUUCUGCCUCCCACUUUCACUCUACAGAGGAUCAGCUGAACUUCGGGAAAGGGCUAGCUGCCCCCUUUCAUAUUGUCAUACUUUAUGUGUAUUUACGAAUAUUUCAUAUAUACACUUACAUUCCAAACCCCAGGGAUUUCACCAUAGAAAUAAAAACUGAAUAACUACACUGACGAAUGAACGUUUUGCUCAUAGAAAUGAAGCCUCCAGUGCUAGGGCAGCAGCUCACUGGGUACCGUGCUUGUCUAUCAUGCACAAAGCUCUGCUUUCAGCUCCCAACAUCAAAUGAAAUCAGGCGUGAUGGUGCAUGUGCCAAACCCCAGCGUCUGGGAGGUAGAGGCAGGAGGGUCAGAAGAAGUUCAAGGUCGUCCUCAGCUACAUAGUGGGUUUGAAGCUAGCCUGAGUUACAUGAGACCCUAUCUUAAAAAAUUAAUAAUAAUAAGGAAAGACGAAGAAAAAAUGAAGGCUCAGCCUUGGAUACUCUACGACACAAAUAGAAUACUCUAGAACCUGACUUUGCAGAGGCAGGGAAGGUCUAGACAUAUAAUGUCUAGGACAAAUCCACUUGCUAUCUCUUUAUUGUUUAGAGAACCUGUCUUUCUCACCAAAAAGUGGUUCUAAAUGCUUUUUCCCUGGAUGAGCAUAGCUUGAGAGAAGAAUCCUUUUUAUUUUUGUCAUGUUCAUUUCUCCUAAUAUAAGCCCCACUCUCAUAGCUCUGUACACUUCUUCUGGGUGGGUCCCCAAGGCCUGCUUGUCCUAACUUUAUUCCACAGUAAAGGUUCAAUGAUAAGAACUGGUUAAGAGCACUUGCUGCUCUCCCAGAGGACCUUGGUUCAGUUCCCAGCAUUCUCACAGUGGUUCCCAGCUGUGGGAUCUGAUGCCUUCUUCUGGUCCAUUUGGGCAUCAGGCAUGUACAUCGUGCACAGACAUCCAUGCUGACAAAACACCCAUACACAUAAAAAAAAAUAAGUUUGAAAAGAAUCACCAGGGCCGGGGACGUAGCUCAGUCGGUAGAGUGCUUUAUAGCAUGCACAGAGCCCUGACUUGUAUAAAUCUAUCACGCCUACAGUCUCAGUGAUCUGGGAGACUGAGGCAAGAGGAUUGCUUGAGCCCAGGAGUUGCAGGCCAGCUCAGUUGACAGUGGAGACUCUGUUGUAAAAUCAAUCAAAGGACUUAAAAAGGGCUUAGUGGCAUAUGCCUGUAGAUCCCAGCACUCUCUGGAGGUGGAGGCAGGGGGAUUAGAACGUCAACAUCAUCAUAGCUACCUAAGGCGUUCAAGGCCAGCCUGGAACACAUGAGAUCUGGCCUCCAAACGGGGGAAAAGAAUUCUUCAGUAGACCUGUGUGACUUACAAAGCACUCUAGUCAGAUGGGGGUAAUAAUAGUUACCACCUCACAGGAUGAACACCAGAUGAGAUCAUGGAGCUGAGAUGCUCAGCGUAGUGUGGAGACGUGACGUGUUGUGAGAGUUCAGUAAGUAGUGGCCUAGGUAUCCCUUCCCCAUUGGGCCAAGCACCAGCCCUAGGCGCCUAGCAUAAGCUAGGUGACUUAUUCGUCUGGGCUCACAUCUGCCGUUUCUAUCUCAGAGGAAGGUGUGCUUUGAGGGCCUCACCAUGGACCCACAGUCACGUGGACUUCAAGCCUGGGCUCUUCCCAUUCCACUUCCACUAUGCUGUCUCUAUUCUGAACAUCCCCUCCCAUCUUGGAGCAAAUGUACUGGGGGAAGGGAGCCGCAUAGGACAGUGGAGCAGGGCGAGCCCUUCUCCUAAGAAUCUAGGAGACGUCAGAGCCUGCCACCUGCUCAGAAGCUUAAAUUUCCCUGCAAAGGCCCUUGGCUAAAUUAGGUAAUGGGCUAGGACUCUGGGAGGGGUGGGGCUUACUGACCCCCGGAUCUGAUUGGUCAGGGUAUCUAGUUCUGGGGAGCAGGGAGGAGGGAAGAGAGGAUGCCCCUACAAAUCCUGGGGGCUAGAGAGAUCUAGGGCACCUUUGGGUGGUGGAGUGCGAAGGAGACAACCCACAGCAGAGGAGUCCCUGUAACCAGCAACCAUGGUAAGGACAUGUUCGCGGGCUGCUUCUGGGCAGGCUGCUUCUGGGCCUCCUUCAGUCCCAGAACUGGGUGUUCUGUGGGCAGCAGUGUGGACAUCUGAAGGACAAUAAGAGUUGCUGGAACCCAAGUGGACAUCCUGGGAAGUCUGUGACUUCUCUUGCAUGGGGAGGGCUGGUCAAGAUGUUCCUCAAGGCUGUGAUGUCCUGGCUACCUUCUGAGGCUUGAGACAGUGUCUUUCUGCAGUCAGGGUUGUGUGGAAAAGGUCUCAGCCUGUCUGCUUCAUUGGAGAGAUGGAGACCCUGAGGGCAGGAAAAAGUCACCCAGCAAGGCAGAGGCAGAGUUGGCUUCCUAGGCCCAGCUGAGCCUGUGGCAGCCAGAGAAGAAAGGCUUCCCUGUACGGUGGGAGGCCUAUGGGGCCUGCAGCCAGCUCGGGUGCAUCCUCAAGAAUCCUGAGGAUGAUGGGAAGUGGGAGUGUGUGACAGGCCAGAGUUAGAGACCCUGACCAUCCACAGAGGGGGUCUAACCUGGGGCUGCCGUUUUCUUCUGAGAUCCUCCUUCCCACUUCACUUGAAGGAGUAAUUGGACUCCAGAGACCAGCUGCCAAUGCCCAUGCCCAUCUAAAAAUAGCCUACCCUCCGGAUCAGGCCAAGGGGCAGAGGAGCGAUGGAGGGUCUGGGCCAGCUGGCUGAAGAACACCUUGGGGCUCAUCACUCCUUCCUCACCACCAGGCCACCAAAGCCCUGACCUAGAUGGCCUGGCUUGGCUGUGACCUGGAAAAAUCCACGGAAACCAUAUAUUAAGGGUCAUACGUUAUGCGCGUGAAAACCCCAGUACUCAGGAGGCCGAGGCAGGAAAAUGGAGAACUUGAGACUAGCUUGGUUUACAUCAUGAGUUCCAGGCCAACCUGAGCUACAUAGCAAGACAAUCUAAAAACCAGAACCGAAAUCAAAAUGUUGAAACAGAACAAAAUUUCCUUGCUUUCACACCAAGGCAAGGCCCCACCACAUUUGACACAGUGCCGGAGGUGUAUUCUUCAUUGACUGAGUGUGAAAUUCCACCUCUGCAAACCCUCUGAGGCGAAGCUGCCCAUGUCUUCCUGUGGUCUCAGCCUCUGAGCACUUGGCAGGUGUUCUGAGACUCUGCAUUCCAUUAUUUAGCUCAGGACAAAUAGUACCAAGCAGCAUCAGGAGAUAGGGAAACUAGAAAAUCACCCUGGAAUGGUGCUAACACAUCCCAAACCCUCUCCCACCCCUGAUUUCCUAUUAUCCCCACAAAGCAGCCCAGGAAGUGUGAUUUGCCAAAGGUCACUGCUGGCAUGGGGGUGGGGGAGUUCCUGGCUUGGCUGUCAGAGGGUACAGUGAGAAAACUAUGGGCACAAUCUAAAUGUCUCCUCUCCUCAGCACUGGGGGCGGGCACUGAGGGCUACCUGGGAGGUGCAGCAGAUUUGGAGUAGUUCUGGAGGGCCCAGGGGCACUUCCUAACAAGUGGGGGCUGAGGAGAAUGGAACUGAGGUAAGAAUCCUGCCCUUCUGCGCUCUGAUUCUCCCUUUGUCUUCUCCAGACGGACCAACAGGCUGAGGCCAGGUCCUACCUCAGCGAGGAGAUGAUCGCUGAGUUCAAGGCUGCCUUUGACAUGUUCGACGCUGACGGUGGUGGGGACAUCAGCGUUAAAGAGCUGGGCACCGUGAUGAGGAUGCUAGGGCAGACGCCCACCAAAGAGGAACUGGAUGCCAUCAUUGAGGAGGUGGACGAGGAUGGCAGCGGUACCAUCGACUUUGAGGAGUUCCUGGUCAUGAUGGUCCGCCAGAUGAAAGAGGAUGCGAAGGGGAAGAGCGAAGAGGAGCUGGCGGAGUGUUUCCGCAUCUUUGACAGGAACGCAGACGGCUACAUUGAUGCUGAGGAGCUGGCUGAGAUUUUCCGGGCUUCUGGGGAGCACGUGACAGAUGAGGAGAUCGAAUCCCUGAUGAAGGACGGCGAUAAAAACAACGAUGGCCGCAUUGAUUUCGAUGAGUUCCUGAAGAUGAUGGAGGGCGUUCAGUAAAGAGCCGGCCUUCGCUUCCACCCAGAUUGCAGGCCCGGUGGGUGUGGACAACUCCACCCUUGCCUUCCCCGCCCCACCAGGGAAAGGAAGCUCCUUCGGGCCUUGUGGCUGGAAGGAAUAAAAGCUGACAAUGAAUGCAAAACUGGCCGGACUGACGGGGGAGUGAUUGAGGGCAAGGGUUCUUGGGGGUCGCCUGGCUGGCUUGGC
This is a messenger RNA of Peromyscus californicus insignis, 7990 nucleotides long. It is a transcript of the gene Tnnc2, whose product is annotated as troponin C2, fast skeletal type. The record is from RefSeq and is a predicted model, not a curated record. Gene Ontology annotation, molecular function: enzyme regulator activity; calcium ion binding. The coding region runs from base 7346 to 7783 and encodes 145 amino acids. The transcript has 5 exons. Lineage: Eukaryota; Metazoa; Chordata; Mammalia; Rodentia; Cricetidae.